Messenger RNA from Suillus paluster, 2595 nucleotides. RefSeq lists its product as uncharacterized. The record is from RefSeq and is a predicted model, not a curated record. The transcript has 24 exons. Gene Ontology annotation, molecular function: D-type glycerophospholipase activity. Lineage: Eukaryota; Fungi; Basidiomycota; Agaricomycetes; Boletales; Suillaceae. Gene Ontology annotation, biological process: phosphatidic acid biosynthetic process; cell motility; intracellular signal transduction. The coding region runs from base 1 to 2595 and encodes 864 amino acids.
AUGUCGUUCUUUGAAAAGGUCUUAAAUUAUGCAGAGCGCCUCCCAGAAGGCAUCGAGAGGACAAGGGAUCAGAUCAUUGGGAUAAUCGAUCCUGAUAGGCGUCAUGAUAACCCAGAGGAGAAACUGGACGAUGAGAUUCGAACGCAGAUCAAUGCAGGCCACCGUUUCAAUAGUUUCGCGGGUCAGAGGUCCGAGAAUUCCGUCAAAUGGCAUAUUGAUGGUCAUGACUACAUGUAUGCGUUGUCCGAGAUCCUCGACGGUGCAAAGGAGUGUAUCUUCAUACUGGAUUGGUGGCUUACUCCUGAGUUAUACCUUCGACGACCACCCGCAGAUCAUCCGGAAUGGAGACUCGACCGACUGCUUCAACGUAAGGCUCGAGAAGGAGUGAGAAUAUAUUGUAUUGUCUACAAAGAGGUCGCUCAAACAAUGUCGUUGAAUUCAAAGCACACAAAGGCCGCAUUAGAAGCCUUACACCCUAACAUUGCUUGUAUGCGACAUCCAGAUCACAUUGGAACCAAAGUCACAGAUGCCGUGGAAUUCUGGUCUCACCACGAGAAGCUUGUGGUUGUCGACAACCACCGCGGAUGUGUUGGAGGACUUGACAUAUGUUUUGGUCGCUGGGAUACGCACAAUCACCCCCUUGCGGAUGUGCACCCGACGGACUGGUCACGAACUCUCUUUCCGGGUCAGGAUUAUAACAACGCACGUGUCCUUGACUUCCAGAAUGUCGAUAAUUAUGUUAGCAAUGCUGUCUCGAUCAUGGAAACUCCAAGAAUGCCAUGGCAUGAUGUUCAUAUGACAAUGUGCGGCUCUGUUUGUUUGGAUCUUUCCCAACAUUUCGUUGAGAGGUGGAACGAGGUGAAACGUAGGAAGUGUCCAACCUUACCGCUCCACAGUCGAUACGACUGGCUUGCGCUUCCCCACAAUGUAGCGAUCUCUCCGAACGAAGCUGUCGUCCGCCAUCCCCAUCGUGAGAAAUGGCAUCGAAUGGGUCGUCGUUUCAAACAACGUUUCCACCUCGAAGAUGAUGAGGUAGUCGAACCGCCUUACACUCCUCCCCCGCAUGGGGUUUGCCGUGUGCAGGCCGUGCGGAGUGUCUGUGACUGGAGUCACGGUGUGCUUACGGAACACAGCAUUCAAAAUGCUUAUAUUCAAUUGAUCAACGAGGCCAAUCAUUUCAUAUAUAUUGAAAACCAAUUCUUCAUCUCCAACACGCGCGAGGAAGGCCCGGUCAAGAAUCAAAUAGCAAAGGCAAUUGUCGGGCGGAUUAUUGAAGCCGCCAGGGAUGGUCUGAAGUUCAAGGUUAUUGUGGUUAUCCCUGAGCUGCCUGGAUUUGCCGGGGAUAUCAAGAACGAUAAAUCUUUGAAGAUUAUUAUGGCAGCACAAUACCGCACGAUUAACCGCGGCGGUCACAGUAUAUACGAGGAGAUCCGAGCUGCUGGUUUUGAACCGAUGGACUACAUUCGUUUCUACCACUUGCGUUCCUACGACAGGAUCAAUGCUCCGCAGAAGUCGUUAAUAUCACAAAUGGAGGCAAACUCAGGAGUUUCAUUUUACCAGGCCCAGACCGCUCUUGCGCGUCAAUGGGAAGGUCCCCGUUACACUAGCGGCGACACUCCAAAGGAAGUGUUUAUCAGAGUGCCUCAGCCUGCGCAGGAAGGCAUAGGUUCAAACCAGCAGACCAAGAUGAAGCUUGUGAAGGUGCCUCUGCCAGCUUCAUAUGAUGAAGCAGUGGACAUUAUUCGGAGGUUCGAGGGAGGCUCAGAUGACAUCAAAGGCGAUGAAGAUGUGUCUGAUACCGUAGCGCAGCACAAAAUGCUGGACAGAACACGCUUGACUGAUGAGAUUUGGUAUGGUUCGGAACAAGAGGAGCGUGAUGCAUACGUGUCGGAGCUUCUUUAUAUCCACUCGAAGGUUAUGAUUGUUGAUGAUAGGCGCGUUAUUUUGGGUUCUGCGAAUUUGAAUGACAGAAGCCAAAAGGGUGACGGCGAUUCGGAAAUUGCGCUCGUUGUCGAAGACGGUGACAUGGUACGAUCGACGAUGAAUGGGCAGCCAUAUAUGGCCGCACGUUUUGCGACUACUUUGCGUCGCAAGCUCUUCCGGGAGCACCUUGGCCUCAUUGAGCCCCAGAACGUCCUUCAUUCCAGGGAGAAGGUGACCUCAUUCAUGCGAUGCGCUCCAGAGCCCAACGACGACGAGAUCGGGACGCCGGAAGACAAUGCCGUCGCUGAUCCCCUUGCAGACAGCACCCUAGAACUCUGGAAUAGUACAGCAAGAACGAAUCGCGAGAUUUUCACAGAGGUCUUCCGUCCUGUGCCCACUAACCUUGUUCGUUCUUGGUCCGCAUACGAGGCAAGUGACGAUAUUUCCGAUCUUCCUCGGUGCCUGUCUGACGUUACUAUACAGAAUUAUGUGCCAAAGGUCAAGACUGGUCACGUUGUACCGGAGAUACAGCUGCAGCGCAUCAAGGAACGCCUUUCCCAUGUCAGGGGUUCAGUUGUCGAGUGCCCUCUGGAUUUCUUGAUAGAUGACAAGGAGUUCGUCGAGGGUGUAGACUGGCUGGGAUUAAAUCCGACGCUUCCGAUUUACAUCUGA